Molecule: messenger RNA, 741 nt
Organism: Leptosia nina
Lineage: Eukaryota; Metazoa; Arthropoda; Insecta; Lepidoptera; Pieridae
Source: the annotation of a GenBank genome assembly
AUGAGAUUCGCCAUCAUUGCAGCGUGCGUAUUGGCUGUCGCCAGCGCCCAAUUCAACCAGGGACAGUACUUCCCCCAGAAGGAACAGGCCGGUCAGUACAGAAAAUACAACCAAUACAACGCCUACAACCCAUACAACCAAUACAACAACCAGUACAACGGCCGUUACAACCAGUACAACCGUUACCAGCCCUACCAGUCCACCUACAAACCCUUCGUCACUUCAACUGUCUUCCCCACCCGCCCAUCAGUGACUGUUACUGAGGCUCCCGUUGCCGUCAGCGAGGUCAAAGUACCAGUGGUUGUACCAGUUGUGACCCCCGCUCCAGUCCCAGUCCCAGUUGUCCCCAUCGCUAAGGUAGCUUCUGACGCUCGUUCUGCCGAGACCGUGAGGUACGGUAACGAAAUCGAAGCUGACGGUGCCUACAACUACUUCUUCGAGACCAACAACGGUAUCGCCGCCCAGGCCCAGGGUAUCCCACGUGCUUUCGGUGGAAACCCCCCAGUCGUCCCUGAUGUCGCCCAAGGAUCUUUCUCCUGGACUUCCCCCGAAGGUGAAGUGAUCGCCAUCACCUACGUCGCUGACGAGAACGGAUACCAGCCAUCUGGUAACGCCAUCCCCCAACCACCAGAAAUCCCAGCCCAGAUCGCCCGCGCUCUGGAGUACAUCGCUAAAUACAACCCAGUCGCCCCAGUCCCCUACGCCAAGGCUUCCGCCACCGCCUCAGUCUCCAGGAAGUAG